Molecule: messenger RNA, 2002 nt
Organism: Drosophila eugracilis
Lineage: Eukaryota; Metazoa; Arthropoda; Insecta; Diptera; Drosophilidae
Gene: Vap33
Product: vesicle-associated membrane protein-associated protein B
Exons: 7
Coding region: 589-1389 (266 amino acids)
Biological process (GO): endoplasmic reticulum membrane organization
Cellular component (GO): plasma membrane; endoplasmic reticulum membrane
Molecular function (GO): FFAT motif binding
Source: RefSeq, a predicted model, not a curated record
UUGCCAGCUCUAGUGACGCAUGCGUUUUUCAGCUAGCGGUUUUUCUGCUGACAGAAUAUCUGGCUUUUUUGCAUUUCGCAUUUGCAACUGAAGUUUUCGAACAACCCGAGGCGUGAGAAACCACAAAAAUCUUACGAAUCGAAAGAUAAGCAGCUAAAAGUUGGUGAAGAAAGCACACGUUGAUCGUAGUUUUUUUUUUCUCGACAUUUUCUGCAAGAAAAGCCAGUGCGUGCGUGUGAGUGUGAUUGUCUCUCUCGCUCUUCCUUUAUUUUUUUUGUCCAUGCGUGUGUGUGUGGUCGCAUAAAUUUACCGAUAUUUUGCCUGUGAGAGCGAAACGGGCGAAACGAAACGAAAGAAAAAAAAGAGAGACGAACAAAACGAAGAAGAAGCGAAACAGGCAGAAAAACAGCAGUUUCGUUGAAAUAUUGGGCAAAAACGCAAACCAACCAAGAACAACAACAAAUAACUGGGUAAAAACAGGACGCACAAAAAAUAAUAUUACAAGAAGAGAGGCACCAAAAGGAGAGAGACAAAUCCCCAACAACAACAACAUCAGCAGCAGCAGAAACAACAACAACAGCCGCCACAAUGAGCAAACCAGUCUUUGAAUCCCCGUUGACCAUUGACCCAGAACAUGAGUUGCGUUUUGUUGGUCCCUUCAAUAGACCCGUUGUCACAAUCAUGACUCUGCGCAACAACUCGUGUAUGCCCCUGGUCUUCAAGAUCAAGACAACCGCCCCGAAGCGCUACUGCGUACGUCCAAAUAUUGGCAAGAUCCCGCCCUAUCGAACGACCCAGGUGGAGAUCUGUCUGCAGCCAUUCAUCUACGAUCAGCAGGAGAAGAACAAGCACAAGUUUAUGGUGCAAAGUAUCAUGGUACCCGUGGAAUCUGAUCUGACCGAUUUGAAUAAAUUGUGGAAGGAUUUGGAGCCGGAUCAGCUGAUGGACGCUAAACUGAAGUGUGUGUUCGAGUUGCCCAGCGCUGAAGCGAAUUCGGAGAAUACCAGCGGUGGCGGAGCCAUCGGCGUUUCAAGCGGAAGUGCCGGAGGCGGAAGUGUGGGCGUCAACACUAGUUCAGCCAGCGCCGAGGCGGUCGAAGGCAAGCCGAAGCUUUCCAGCGAGGAUAAGCCCUCAAACUUGCCCGAUCCGGCAGAUUAUCUGGAGAUAGCCGGAGAGAAUAAGGCACUGCGUGAAUCAAUCAGCGAACUGCGAAAAGAAAAUCUUCACUUGAAGGAUCAAAUCACACGUUACCGCAGCUCGCCGGCCGUCAAACAGGUAAACGAGCCCUAUGCCCCAAUUCUGGUUGAGAAGCAGAUUCCGGUCUUUUACAUUGCAAUUGCCGUUGCUGCGGCUAUCGUUAGCCUCCUGCUGGGAAAAUUCUUUCUCUGAAUGCCAUAAACGAACGCCAGCAACAUGCUACAUGCAACGUGCAGCCGCAUCAGCAUCAACAGCAAAUACAGCGGCAACACCAUCAAACAGCAACAGCAGCAGCAGCAACUAACUAGCAACAACAACAGCAACCACAACGAAAGAACCACAACAGCAGCAGCAGCAGCAGAAGCAUUCAAAUUCAUAAUCGGCAAAAGGAGCAACUCAUAGAGACGAAAAGAAAAAAGCUGACAAGGCAAAAAAAAAAGAGCAGAGAACGGAAAGACACGUUAAAAUCGUUUUUUCGCGGGAAACGGGAAAAUCUCUGAAGAAAUAUUUAAAAGCAAAAAAAACGACAUCUAUUAAGAUCCCAUACUACGUAUAUUUGCUCAGAUUUUCGAUUGCAUUUUUUUUUCGCUAUUAUUAUUAAUUUGUAAGCUAUUAAGUUUAAAGAAGCUUCACAACACUUCAGUUUUAAUAAUUUUCGAUGCAUUUUUAAACGGAAAGAGUGAAGAGUAUUUCAAAGAAUAACCAAAAUUAUCAUUUAAUUGAAUUAGUCAUUACCUUUUCGAUGAUAACAUAAAACAACAAAAUUGUUACUUGAGUACGAGAAUAAAUUUCAGUUUUAAAAAUG